UUCGCGUGGCAUCGUGUUUUUUAGUUAUCGUUCUCCGGUCCAGAGACCUCCUCCACCGUCUACUCCCUCUCCGUCGCGCCACGAUCCUUAGGGUUUCUGUCGCACAGUUUCGUUCGGAUUUGAAUUCCCCUCACUUUCGCUCCAUUUAUCCUUCUCCAAAUUGAAACAAAUAACCGAGUUUGAUCACAAGCCCAAGUGCGAAGAUGUCUGUUACAGCGGGAGUGAGUGAAGCUGCACUUGCCACACGUGCCAAGCUACGAGGUGGAAUCGGCCAGACCAAAGUGAAAAGAUACUGGCCCGGUAAAGCUCCCGAGUGGGCCGACGAACCCGAGGAAGAUGAGGAUGUCAGGAUGCAAAAGGUUGAUGCUUUAGAUCGAAAGCAUGAUGAUUUAGGUGUUGCUAGGAAAGACGAUCCGAGACUACGUCGUUUAGCUCAGACUAGAGCUGAGAACCGUGAAGAAGUCAGAGCUGAUCAUCGGCGUGUGAGACAGGCUGAGAUUGUAUCUACUGAAGAGGAAGAGUUGAGGAAUCAAGAAGAGGAAGAAGAUGAGGAUGCAUUGGAAGAGAGGAGGAGGAGGAUUCGCGAGAAGAAUCUCAAAAGAGCUCAAGAGGAGGCUGACUUACUCCCCGUGGAGGAAGAAGACGAGGUGGAGGAGGAAGAGGAUGAGGAAGAGGAAUCCGAGUACGAGACUGAUUCUGAAGACGACAUGCCCGGUAUUGCAAUGAUCAAGCCUGUCUUUGUACCUAAAGCCGAGAGAGACACUGUUGCAGAGCGUGAGAGGCUUGAAGCCGAAGAGCAAGCUCUGGAGGAGUUAGCUAAGAGGAAGCUCGAGAUGAGGAAGCUCGAGACGAAGCAGAUAGUGGUGGAGGAAGUGAGGAAAGACGAGGAGAUACGCAAGAACAUGUUACUCCAAGAAGCGAACAUCGGAGACGUGGAGACCGACGACGAGAUCAACGAGGCCGAGGAGUACGAGGUUUGGAAGACGAGGGAGAUCGCUAGGAUCAAGAGGGAGAGGGACGCGAAGGAAGCGAUGCUGAGAGAGAGGGAGGAGGUUGAGAAGCUGAGGAACAUGACGGAGCAGGAGAGGAGAGAGUGGGAGAGGAAGAAUCCUAAGCCUUCGUCAGAUAAACCGAAGAAGAAGUGGAACUUUAUGCAGAAGUAUUAUCACAAGGGAGCUUUCUUCCAAGCGGAUCCUGAUGACGAGGCGGGAUCCGUGGGGACUGAUGGUAUAUUUCAGCGUGACUUCUCUGCUCCGACGGGUGAAGAUAGGUUGGAUAAAUCGAUUUUGCCUAAAGUCAUGCAAGUCAAGCACUUUGGUCGCAGUGGGAGGACUAAAUGGACUCACCUUGUCAAUGAGGAUACAACAGAUUGGAGUAACCCGUGGACUUCUAAUGAUCCUCUACGCGAGAAAUACAACAAGAAAAUGGCAGGCAUGAAUGGUCCUAUUGAGAAACCAAAGGGGAGCAAGAAGAUGAAAGAUUGGGAGAAAUAAACAGCAUCAAAAUCUGUUCGAGUUUAAGCCAAAACUGAAACAAAGUGGUAUGUUCUAGUUAAAAAUAAAAAGAAUCUUGCUCUGUCAUCGCCGAGAACUUUAUCUAAAUCGCAGUAAUUAAUUAAUAUUUGCUUUGUUACUACUCCUGGACAAGAGACAUCUGGGUGUAGGAGCGUCUUUUGUAUUGGGAUCAAUCAAGAUAACUUUUUUAUGAUUCUGCUUGUAUCACGAAAGCAUUUCUUAUUUUCAUAUAACAUUCUGAAUA
Brassica rapa (field mustard) is the source of this 1758-nucleotide messenger RNA. Its product is annotated as microfibrillar-associated protein 1A. NCBI's taxonomy places the organism in Eukaryota, Viridiplantae, Streptophyta, Magnoliopsida, Brassicales, Brassicaceae. The record is from RefSeq and is a predicted model, not a curated record.